Messenger RNA from Lactuca sativa (garden lettuce), 654 nucleotides. NCBI's taxonomy places the organism in Eukaryota, Viridiplantae, Streptophyta, Magnoliopsida, Asterales, Asteraceae. The record is from RefSeq and is a predicted model, not a curated record.
AUGGUGGGGUCAAACAAUGACCUGAAUGUGCUCCACGCGUCUCCGAUAUUUAACGAUAUUUUGCAGGGUAAAGCACCAGAUAUGUCAUACGUUGUGAAUGGAAAUGAAUACAAGUAUGGAUAUUACCUAGGUGAUGGGAUAUACCCAGAGUAUGCUACAUUUGUUAAGUCUUUUUCGUUUCCAGCCGAUGAGAAACGAAAAUUGUUCAAGUUAGCACAGGAAUCUGCACAGAAGGACGUUGAAAGAGCAUUUGGAGUCCUAAAACAAAGAUGUCACAUAAUCAAGCAUCCAGCAAGAACAUGGGAUAGGGCAAAACUAACGACAGUGUUGACUGCCUGUGUGAUUUUACAUAACAUGAUAAUAGAAGAAGAGGGCAGAGCUAUUUGUUCAUAUACCGACAACGAUGCACUUAACUCACCUGCAGUAAUACAAGUUGGGAGCCCGGCAUACUUCUCUAGGGUUUUGGAAAUACAAAAUCGUGAAACACAUCACAAUCUACGACACGAUUUGACCGAGCACAUAUGGGAGAGACAACACCAAGGGGGAAAUGACGAUGAAGACGAAGAGGACGAGGGCGAUGAUUACGACGAGAAUGCAGACGGUGACGACGAGGCGGAUGAGGAUAAGGAUGAUGAUGAUGAUGACAACGAGUAG